AUGUCGAAGUUGAUCGCUCGUCGUAGGAGUGUGACCAAUGCGCCUCCCGCAUUAUCACCAUUUACUGCUCCAUCCGUGAGUGCUCCAUUGAUUGGGGAGACUACACCCCUUACUGAGGCUACUGCUACGGCAUCCCAGGUGCCUGUAUCAUCGACGUCAUCAGUGUCGGUUCAGUCGCUCAGUGCGCGGCGGCCUCAUCGGCACCGCCGCGAUUUGGAGCCUUCUGUUCAUACUUCCUCAUCAUCCAGAGUUGAGGAUGGGGGCUCCCAGCCAGCUAAAAAAAAAACCAGGGGGCCUAAUCGAAUGCUGAAGACGGCACAGAAUGUACGUCUGUCUGCCUCCUUGAUCAAGAUUGCAUAUGACUCGCGACAUCGUGGAGCGGCUACCUCACAGCAACAUAGCAUCGUCGCUACUAGCUGUGGUUGUGUUAUUUGGAAUUGUUGUCCUAUGCAGUGGGAGACUUGGGCACAAAUUCCUCAGGAGACGAAGAUACUGGUGCGAGACAAGUUGUCGGUCAAUUUUGAUUUUAAGGACAUAUCCCCUGAGGUCAUCACCUACUUAGACGAGACCUUCGCAAAUCGGUACAAAAAUUGGAAGAGCGAUCUUCAUGCGCAUUUUAAGAAAUUUAAUGAUCCAGAGGUUGCUCGCCUAGAGGGUUGCCCAUCCGAGUUGGAGCAUCGGCCAGAGGAUUGGGAAUGGCUCUGCAACCAUUUUACGGACUCAAAAUUUGUGAAGAAAUCUGUUGCUGGCAAGAUAGCUCGGGACUCUAAGACACUUCUCCACCAUUCCGGUUCGAAGCCCUUUUCGUAUAACCUUGAGACACGACGUCAGGAGGGUUCUAAGUUCCCAGAGAUCGACGUGUUCAAGGACGUUUACGUUCGACCUGGCAAUGAGAUCGCUGAGCAGCUUCAUGCUACUAUGGUGGAAAAGGGCGAUGCUGUUCUCCAAGAAGCAACAUCGCAACUUCCCUUGGAAACCCCGAUGGAGGACGUCACUUUACCCGAGGAUGUAGGUUUUCAGAUCAUGACUGAGGUCCUGGAUCAAAAGUACGGUCGUCGUCAUGGCAAGGUUGUUCGGGGUAUAGGGAAGGCGCGGGUUCGUGAGACGGGUGCCUCUUCUUCCAAAUCGACCACAGGAGAGGCCAACGCCCUGAAGGAGGAAGUGACAACCCUUAAAGGUCAGCUUGCAGCCCAGGACGAGCAGAUAAAGGCCCAAAGUGAGCAGAUGAGGGCCCAGAGUGAGCAUAUAAAGGCGGAGAACGAGCAGAUGAGAGCUGAGAACGAACAGAUGAGGGCCCAGAUGAGUAUGAUUGUACAGGCCUUAGCGGUGUCCGGUCUCCAAAUCCAGCUGCCAGCACCUGAUCUUACUCCACCUUCGACCUCCCAGCCACCUCACCUACCCGAUACCCAGUAGUUUUCAAACCUAGAAGAC
Molecule: messenger RNA, 1431 nt
Organism: Pyrus x bretschneideri (Chinese white pear)
Lineage: Eukaryota; Viridiplantae; Streptophyta; Magnoliopsida; Rosales; Rosaceae
Exons: 6
Coding region: 1-1413 (470 amino acids)
Source: RefSeq, a predicted model, not a curated record